Messenger RNA from Serendipita indica DSM 11827, 1050 nucleotides. NCBI's taxonomy places the organism in Eukaryota, Fungi, Basidiomycota, Agaricomycetes, Sebacinales, Serendipitaceae. The record is from the annotation of a GenBank genome assembly.
AUGCCUGCCAUCAACAACUCUGCAAAGGUCCUCGUCACAGUCGAUCCACUAGGUGGCUCUGGCUUUCUCAGCACCUGGAUCAUCAAAUAUCUGCUCGAACAGGGAUUCAGUGUCCGCACAACUGUGCGUAGCCCCGCAAAGGCCGAGUUCGUCAGGCAACGCCUCACCGAUUCGGCAUCCCGACUCGAAUUCUCCUAUAUCCCAGAUAUUGUCACGGAGAAUGCAUUCGACGAAUCUCUUAGUGCAGGAGAUAUCGACGCCGUCAUCCACUGCGCCUCUCCUAUUGUGGUCGCAGAUCCCAAGGCAGAUCCAGAUGUCAACAUCAAACCGGCAGUUCAAGGCACCAUCUCCAUCCUAAAGAGCGCUCAGAAGUCUCCAUCGGUCAAGCGUGUAGUUAUCACCUCGUCUGUGACUUCCGUCAAGGACCCACGAGAAGCUGGCCACGUCUAUACAGAGGAAGAUUGGAAUCACGGUGUAGUCCAGCACGUCAAACAACACGGAGUCGAUGCGUCGCCAUUUGCCAAAUAUGGUGCAAGCAAAAUGCUAGCCGAAUCAGCAGCAUGGGAUUGGCUAAAGGAGAACAAAGUCGACUACGAUGUCGUGUUCAUGCUCCCCGCAUUCUUAUUUGGGCCAGUCUUGAGCGAAACCACAAGCGAGAUUGGAGGCUCCAAUUACGUCCUCCUUGGCAACCUCAAGCAAGCUGCGCUGAGCAAUCUCACCCCUGAGAGUCUGGGGCAGGUCAUAGACUUUAUCGACGUUCGUGAAGCGGCGUUGGAGCACAUUAAAGCGCUCACGGUGCCGGAGGCGGGUGGACAACGGAUUCUCAGCGUUAGCAAUGUAUGGACCUUGGAGGAGAUCUUGAAUAAGCUUCAAGAGAAUCCAGUUGAAGGCAUCAAUAUCCCGACGACAUAUGAAAGGAUUGGCGUAAAGGCGCCGUUUAGUUACGCCAUGGAGAAGAAUGCGAGAAUUCUUGGGAUUCCCAAUAGGCCUGGCAUGGAGACAAUCACUGAUUUGCUCAAGUUUGCCGUCUCGAUUGGAUGGAAGCAAUGA